Plectropomus leopardus (leopard coralgrouper) is the source of this 1041-nucleotide messenger RNA. The record is from RefSeq and is a predicted model, not a curated record. NCBI's taxonomy places the organism in Eukaryota, Metazoa, Chordata, Actinopteri, Perciformes, Serranidae.
GGUGCUGGAGAGUGACUGAGAGACAGACAGGGACCGAGAGUGUAUCCGCGAGACGGGGACAGGGUUGCCAGGGGACACGGACAGACACACGGAGGCUGCUUGACGACGAGACACUCGGGACUAGCUGCUGACAUGGACGCGUCAGCCUGACCGGAUUCAGAGCCGCUCUCCAACAGGUCCACCGCAGCCGUGAGCAUGUCGACGACAGAAGGAGCUGGCCAGCGCGAGGAAGGGGAGUACGGAAGGGCGGCAAAGCGGCUGAAAACGGAUGAGAGAGACACGGAGGCGGAGGAGAGAGAGGAGGGAGAAGAGGAGCUGGAGGAGGGGGAAGAUUCGGACUCCGGCUCGCUGCCCGGUAACGUGGAGUCAGCGGUGGAUAACCGGGCGCGGUGGAGCGGCAGCCAAUACGGAGCGGGACGGAAGGAUAAUGGCGAGGACUCCCAUCGCAUCUCUCCCAGCCCUGUGGUCCAUGUCAGGGGUCUGUGUGAGGCUGUGGUGGAAGCAGACCUGAUAGAUGCCUUGGAGAAGUUUGGACCCAUAUGUUACGUGAUGAUGAUGCCGUUCAAGCGUCAGGCCCUGGUGGAGUUCUCUGCAGUAGAGAGCGCCGACCGCUGUGUGUCCUGUGGAGCCAAGGAGCCUGUCUACAUUGCAGGCCAACAGGCGUACUUUAAUUACUCGACAUCCAAGAGGAUCACCAGGCCGACCAACGCUGACAACCCCAACAGUGGCAACAAGGUCCUCCUGCUGUCCAUACAGAACCCCCUCUACCCUAUAACCACGGAUGUUCUGUACACAGUGUGUAAUCCCAUCGGCAGCGUGCUGAGGAUCGUCAUCUUUAAACGAAAUGGAAUCCAGGCCAUGGUGGAGUUUGAAUCUGUUCAGUGUGCUCAGAAGGCCAAAGCUGCUCUGAACGGAGCUGACAUCUACGCUGGCUGCUGUACGCUCAAGAUUGAAUAUGCGAGGAGCAGAGCAGGUAGCCGUGUCUGGGACGCUGCUGAGGCGCUCCGAGGUGCGCCCACUGAAAUCACCAGCAUUGUCUAG